AUGACACAGCGUAAAAGUAAAGGAGGGACAGCGACGAUGCGUGCUGCCAUGCUGCUAGCGACGGUUCUAUGCAUUGCCGUGCUGCCGGUUUGCAUCUACAGUCUCGAAAACGGACUCGCCAGAACACCACCCAUGGGAUGGCUUUCGUGGGAACGCUUCCGCUGCAACACGGACUGCGAAGGUGAUCCGGAGAAUUGUAUCAGUGAACACCUUUUCCGUACGAUGGCCGACCUGGUGGUGAGCGAAGGAUACGCUGCCGUUGGCUACGAGUACAUCAAUGUCGACGACUGUUGGUUGGAGAAAUCACGCGGACCGCGCGGUGAACUGGUCGCUGAUCGACGUCGCUUCCCGAGUGGCAUGAAGUCGCUGGCCAACUACGUGCACACGAAAGGUCUUAAGUUCGGUAUCUACGAAGACUACGGAAAUUACACGUGUGCCGGAUAUCCAGGCAUUCUCGGUUUCUCCGCCAACGAUGCGGCCCAGUUUGCGUCGUGGGAUGUGGACUACGUCAAGCUGGACGGUUGCUACUCUCUGCCGAUUGACAUGGAUCAUGGCUAUCCGGAAUUUGGACGUAAUCUGAAUGCUACCGGGCGUCCGAUGAUCUACUCGUGCAGCUGGCCAGUUUAUCAGAUUUAUGCAGGCAUGAAUCCCAACUACUCGUCAAUUAUUCAGCAUUGUAAUUUGUGGCGUAACUACGACGACAUUCAAGAUUCCUGGGCGUCACUGGAGAGCAUUAUCGAUUAUUAUGGCAACAAUCAGGAUGCGAUCAUACCGAAUGCUGGACCCGGCCAUUGGAACGAUCCGGACAUGCUGAUUAUCGGAAACUUUGGACUCAGCUACGAACAGUCCAAGACGCAGAUGGCGCUCUGGGCUAUAAUGGCCGCUCCGCUCAUGAUGUCGGUUGAUCUGCGUACGAUCCGGCCAGAGUUUAAAGCGAUUCUACAGAACCGCAAGAUCAUUGCGGUCGAUCAAGAUCCACUCGGUAUCCAGGGGCGAAGAAUUUAUAAGCACAAGGGCAUCGAGAUCUGGUCCCGACCGAUCACUCCCAUCUACCAGACGUACUACUCGUACGCGAUCGCCUUUGUUAACCGGCGAACAGACGGUACACCAUCGGACGUGGCCGUGACCCUACGCGAGCUGGGUCUUAUUUCCCCCACGGGCUACAGGGUUGAGGACCUGUACGAGGAAGUCGACUACGGAGUGCUGAGCCCACAGACGAAGAUUAAGGUGAAGGUGAACCCAUCCGGUGUGGUGAUACUACGGGCCGAUGUUCAGCCGGAGCGUUUCUCCAAGAGACCGUACAAUCCCAUCUUCUAUCGCUAUCCUAACUAA
Molecule: messenger RNA, 1332 nt
Organism: Anopheles marshallii
Lineage: Eukaryota; Metazoa; Arthropoda; Insecta; Diptera; Culicidae
Product: alpha-N-acetylgalactosaminidase
Exons: 6
Coding region: 1-1332 (443 amino acids)
Biological process (GO): oligosaccharide metabolic process; glycosylceramide catabolic process; glycoside catabolic process
Cellular component (GO): cytoplasm
Molecular function (GO): alpha-galactosidase activity
Source: RefSeq, a predicted model, not a curated record